GAGUUAAUUAUGGAUCCAGGAGAAUAUGACGAAUUCACGAAGGAAGGUUUUUUUACAAUUCGUAGAUCCGAAAAAGCAUGGGCUGGAAUUUGGUCAGACAUGGUUAUUGAACAGACCCUCAAUCGUUUCUUCGGUACUGACUUGAAGCAUGGAAGAGGUGUUACUUCCAGUGUUGUAACAAGAUAUUUAGUAGCAAUGCCAUCAGCAUUCAAUAUCAUGGAAUGUUUAGAGACAUAUUGCAAGAUUGAAUCAAGCAACAGUGAACAACAUGUUGAUAUUUCAAGAAGUAGAAUCACAAAAGAUGAAGUAGGAAUUAAAAAAUUUUUGUUUUGGCUUGAUGAAAGAAAUCCAUUUGAGGUUAGAACUUCAUUAGUAUCACUCUCUACUGGAAUCAUAGGUGGACCAACAAUUAAUUGUCAUAAUGCAGUAGAAGUUGGAUUGCAAGGUAUAGCUACCAUGGUUGGUAAAAAUAUUGAUAACGUUUCUUUGUCUAACGCGUUCAAAGUGAAAACACUUGCAAAUGCGAAAAGUGGUAUGCAUAUUGGCGAUGAUUUUGUUGCUGUCGACUCAUUCUUGUUAAUUCAGAGAAUAUCAGUAUUUUUUCAUGGCAAUGUUGAAGAAACACGCAAUGCAUUGAAGUACGAGUUGUCACCGUUUCCUCUGAGCUUAUUCGACGAACAUGGAUUAAUGAGAAAAACACCAAAAUCAGAAUUGUAUAACGUUUUCCAGCCAUACAUUCAAUCGCCUGCCUUAAUAUCUGGAUCUGGAUCAAUUUUUGUAAUUGAUGGUGGCUGGCUUCUGCAUAGCUAUGUUUGGCCGCAUGGAAAGAAAUACUCAGACAUUUGUAACCUUUACUACUCUUAUCUUAUUAAACAUUUUGGAUCUAACGUGACAGUCAUAUUCGAUGGCUACUCGAAGGAAACAAUAGGAAUUAAGUCCUACGAAAGAUAUCGCAGAAAAGAAAAAUGUGUUGCUGCAGAUGUUGAGAUUUCUGAAGAUAAUCUCGUGACCUUGACCCAAAAGAAGUUCCUGUCCAAUAUUGCAAAUAAGAAACAAUUUGUAAACUUACUGAGUAAUAAUCUUCAAAACCGUGGUAUUAGCACGAAUAUAGCUUCAGAAGACGCGGAUCUUUUAAUUGUCAAAACUGCAAUCGAUUUAAAAAGAAGAAGAAAUCAAUCCGUGACGAUAGUUGGUAAUGAUAUUGACUUACUUAUCAUUUUGAUUUCACUUGUCUCUGACGAAGAGGUAAUAUACUUUUAUAAAAUGACACCAGGAAAACAAGCUAAUGUUAUUUAUUCUACGGAAUACGAUAAAAAUUUGAAGCCUUUUUUGCUUUUUGCGCAUGCAUUUGCAGGUUGCGACACUACAAGUGCAAUUUUUAAAAAAGGAAAAAAAAGUAUAAUAUCUUUAUUGAAAAAAAAACCUGAUUUGCAAGCUCUAAUUUCUGUUUUCUAUGAGUCUAAUCGUUCAAUUGAGGAAUUAUACGCAGUAUCUGAAAAAAUUAUAUUCCAUCUCUAUGGUCAAAGUAUUACAGAUGAACUGACACUUGGUGAAUUAAGAUAUAGGAUAUUUUCAUUAUCGGCUGCUGCUUUUAAAAAAGAAGUUAUCUUAGCUUCUUUACCACCGACUGAAUCAGCCCUACGAGAACAUACAAAACGAGUGUAUUAUCAAAUUCAACAGUGGUUAGGCAACAAUCUAAAUCCGGACGAUUGGGGUUGGAGAAGAACCUUAUUUAUGAUGAUACCUAUCAUGUCAAACGCGGAACCAGCACCAAAGGAGUUAAUAGAUAAAGUUUCUUGUAGCUGUAAAACGAAUUGUUUAUCAGCUCGAUGUGGUUGCAAAAAAAGUGGUUUAAAAUGCAAUAAAUUUUGUAAAAGUUGCCAAGGCCAAAGCUGUGAUAACGCUUCUGCAAGAUCGUUUAAUCUUGAGGAUGAUGAAAAUGAAGAUAAAGAAGAUGAAGAAAGAGAUGAUAGUGAUGAUGAAAAUGAUGAUGAUGGAAAUGUUUAUGAGGAUGAAAAUGAUGGUGAAGAAGAAACUACUGUCGAAGACGGAGAACAAGAAAAUGAAGCUAUAUGUACAGGACGUAAAACUGUUAAAAACACUCGUUCAAAAGUAUCCACACAAAAGAUUUUUUGUGGUUGUAGAACCAAUUGUGCAUCAGCAAGAUGUAGUUGUAGAAAAAGUUCUCUCAAAUGUAAUGAAUUAUGCAAGUUUUGUCAUGGUGAUACAUGCAAUAACAGUAUAAAUGCAGGCGUUGAUACCAAUGAAGAUAGUGAAUAUGAGACACAUACAAAAGCUAACGAUAAAGACGAAGAAACACCUACUGAAGAAGAAAACGAAGGAAGCUCAACUGUUAGAGACAGCAGUCCACUUGAUGAAAUUUAUAUUAACUUUGAAAAAUUUUAAUAUAAUUUUUGGAAUUGCAAAAUCUAUAUUUUUUUAUUUAUUAUAUAAUUAGAGAAUCAAUUACUCUUAGGAAGUUUCUUCAAAUUUUUUUAAUUGUAAUACAAUUUUGUAAUCUAUUAAAAAAAAAAAAUAUAUUUUCAUCAGUUAAA
Harmonia axyridis is the source of this 2555-nucleotide messenger RNA. RefSeq names its product 101 kDa malaria antigen-like. Lineage: Eukaryota; Metazoa; Arthropoda; Insecta; Coleoptera; Coccinellidae. The coding region runs from base 10 to 2406 and encodes 798 amino acids. The transcript has 3 exons. The record is from RefSeq and is a predicted model, not a curated record.